This is a messenger RNA of Cryptomeria japonica (Japanese cedar), 1745 nucleotides long. RefSeq lists its product as uncharacterized. The record is from RefSeq and is a predicted model, not a curated record. Bases 307 to 1674 code for a protein of 455 amino acids. The transcript is spliced from 2 exons. NCBI's taxonomy places the organism in Eukaryota, Viridiplantae, Streptophyta, Pinopsida, Cupressales, Cupressaceae.
AAAAGGGAUGCCCGAUUUUAUGUUCGAGAUGUGGUCUACACUGCCGGUGAAAAAAACCUGAAAUGUGAAAUGCAUUAAUUGUUCCUCGUCUUAUUACAAUCAGUCUUCUUCGCGCAUGCAGCAAAAUGACUAUAGACAACCCAAAUCGGACAAAUUGAGUUUUGAAAGAAACACCUAAUGACAAGCUGUGGUAGGCCUUAAACGCAGCUUUUGAAGUAAAGCUACGAAUAGUUGCUUUCGUUUGCCAUCAAAUUGUGAGAAUUAGCUGGUUUACUUCCAAAAGCUGGUAUUUGUAAAUUUAAAGCAAUGGAGGAAAGCACAAGUUCAGGUAGUUCAAAAAAGAAGCAAAAGAAAGAGAGAGACAAAACCACACAGAGACAAAUAUCACAAGGGCCAGAAUUACAGUCAACCGAUAUAACAACAGGCAAUUUUGAUUUAAUUCCAGAAUUUCCAAAUGAGGUCACCCUGGGCCCUCUAAUGGCUUCCAUGCGCUGGUACAUGAAACCAUUGUUGAUGACCUUGAGUCGAGCAUGGGCUGAGGCUCUCCGCAAUUCCCAGUAUACAACUUCUCAGUACCAGCCAUAUGCUCUGAAAAAUUCAGUCAUCUUAUAUGCCCAUACCCCAAGAAUGGGAAAUGACAACACCCUUACACUGCACAUAUAUCAAGAUGGGAUUCUGAGAAGGCUUCCUCUUCCUUCUGGCAUUGAUGGUGAAUUGGUCAGGUUUUUCUUAAGUGACCAGUGUAUAUAUGCUCUCACUCCCCAUUAUGUAGAUCAGGAAUAUAUGUACAAAAUCAACAAGCUUGAUUUAGGGGGAGGGAUGUUUAAGUGGCAAAGCCUUACACCAUUGCCAAAUAUAGGAGAGCGUAUUUCUAUUUCAAGUGUAAUCAGUGAGGAUGGAGACUCUACACAUGACUAUUUAUGGAUACAAAGCAAUGAGAUUGACAUAGAAGAAAUCAUAUAUUCGAAAACAGGACAGAGAGUUAUCUUGGAUGACGGAAAUGAUUGGUCUACCUGGAAGCUGCAUACAACAACACGAGAUGGCCAAUGCAAGUACAUUCCUCCUCAUCUCACUCCUGCUCAGCCUGUAGAAAAUUCUGGAAACCAUCCACCCCAAUACCUUGACAUAUCUAGCAUAGAUAGGUUGAGACCGAGGCAUCUCUACAAGCUCUUUACUGCCUAUGAAUAUUCACUGAAGCUCAAAGAUCUGGAUAUCAUCAAGCCUACAGUUGAGCCUGAAUUUCUCUUGGUAUUUAAAGAUGACCAUUCUGAGUGUGGCAUAAGAGGAGUCCAUUGUAUUCGCAACAAGGUCAAAACUGAUGGAAAUAUUAAAUUUCUCUUAUACAAAAAAGACCUUCAAAACGCAGAGAGACUUGAGGGCAAAGAACUUGCUGAAGUCUUCAAAUCCUGGAGAAACUUUCUCUCAAACUGGAGACUUUCCCUUCCAGAGCAUAUAAGUGCUGUGAAAUUCACAGCAGAUUUAUCACACAGGAUGGAUGGAUGGCAGAGGCAGUUGAGCUUGCCUUCAAGCAAUAAAAAUGGGUUCAUAUUGAAUAAGCAGUCUACCAUAAAAUUGGCACAACAAGGCACCAUAUACAUCUAUGCCUACAUUGCAACAAUAUGCACAAAUAUGUAUUUACAGGGAGGACCCAAUAUCAAUAUCUUAACAUCAUAGUUCCUAGAUCGAACAAACUCUUUUAAUUUUUGACUGUGAUUUUAAUUUAUCAUACUAAUUUUCAAACUAAA